GAGACGCAGAGAGAUCCGACACCGAAGGAAGAAUCGGGCGAGACAGACCAUAAGAGGAAUAAGAGGAAGAUAGUCCACAAGGAGAAAGGAGAGGAUAAGAAGAUAUUGAGAGGAAAGAGAGGAGAAAGACCAAAGAAACAGAGAAAGAAAGAGAAAGAGAGACAGAAAGAGAGCGAAGAAAAUAAAGAAAACAUAUAAAACUAAAAAAAAAGAAUAUAACCCAAAGAAAAGGGGGAAAGAAAGAUAAAAAAAAAAGAUAAAAGAUAAAGAGAGAGAGAGAAAAAAAACUAUGGGGACGACUUUCCGAUCUCGAACAGUGAAGCCCACGGUUUUCGUCGCCAUAAUAUCACUGUUAUUCUUAUUCGUCCUUCUUACAAGAUAUCCACAAGCAGUGAAAAAAGAUGCGGAUGGCUCCCGGAGUGCGGUGCGCUUGGAGGGCGUCUCGGAGCGCGUCGACUGGGAGGAGGAGCAGUCAACCCCCGCCCCCCAGACAGUGCCGCCCCCCCGGCCCCUCCUCGUCCUCGCCCUCAGCUCGCUCGCCCGGAGCGGCUCGACCCUCAUGUCGCAGUUCCUGGCCACCCUGCAGGGCGCCGUCUUGUUCUUCGAGCCGAUGUGGAUCAAGGAGCACACCCCGUGCGCCGAGGACGCGGCGUGCGUGGAGCGCUACGUGCGCAGCAUUUUCAGCUGCACGUUCUCCGAGGAUUUCGAGGAGUGGUUCCGCGGGAAGGCGCUCUUCUUCAACAAGUUCCACCAGGACGUGAGAGCCUGCGCGCGGCCAGGGAACAGGACCAAGAAGGAGUGUAAGGACUCGGUCGACAUCCGCGGCAUGUGCGAGCGCGCGCCGGUCAGAGCCAUGAAGAUCAUCCGCACGAGGCUGGCCUUCCUGGAGCCGAUGAUGACGGACCCGCGGAUCAACUUCAAGGUCAUCUACCUGACCCGAGAUCCGCGCGGGUCCCUCAACAGCAUCCGCAAAUACGGCUGGAACAGAGACCCGCUGCUGCGCUGCUCCCACCUCGAGGCGGACCAGCUGGCCGCCGCGAAGCUCACCCAGCUCUACCCCGACAAGGUGAUGCACCUGAAGCACGAGGACUUCUGCCUCGACCCGAUGGGCAGGGCGGCCGCCAUCUUGGCCUUCCUGCGCGGCGACCCGACCCUUCCUCGCGCGCUCAGGGCCUUCCUGGUCGAGCACAUGGCCACCAGGUCGACCAAGGGCGGCAUGAGCACCAUCCACAACAGCUCCGAGGAGUACGAGGCCUGGCGCCACGAGAUCACGGAGGCGCAGCUGCUGGAGGUCGAGGGCGAGCCGACGUGCGUGCGCGCCAUUCGGAGGAUGGGCCACGUGGUCUUCGGCUCCGUCCGGAGGGCCAACGACUCGGCCAUCUCGCUCUUCGCGCCCACGGAGGAGUGGCCGAAGUAUUAA
This is a messenger RNA of Penaeus indicus, 1420 nucleotides long. Its product is annotated as carbohydrate sulfotransferase 3-like. Lineage: Eukaryota; Metazoa; Arthropoda; Malacostraca; Decapoda; Penaeidae. Gene Ontology annotation, biological process: sulfur compound metabolic process; N-acetylglucosamine metabolic process. Bases 290 to 1420 code for a protein of 376 amino acids. The record is from RefSeq and is a predicted model, not a curated record. Gene Ontology annotation, molecular function: N-acetylglucosamine 6-O-sulfotransferase activity. The transcript is spliced from 2 exons.